Rhizoctonia solani is the source of this 4203-nucleotide messenger RNA. RefSeq names its product chromodomain-helicase-DNA-binding protein 1. Bases 1 to 4203 code for a protein of 1400 amino acids. Gene Ontology annotation, cellular component: nucleus; chromatin. The transcript has 18 exons. Gene Ontology annotation, molecular function: ATP binding; chromatin binding; ATP hydrolysis activity. Gene Ontology annotation, biological process: nucleosome organization; regulation of transcription by RNA polymerase II. NCBI's taxonomy places the organism in Eukaryota, Fungi, Basidiomycota, Agaricomycetes, Cantharellales, Ceratobasidiaceae. The record is from RefSeq and is a predicted model, not a curated record.
AUGAAUAUCGGUGCUCUUGUGGCGCCCAAUGGCAGCAGCGACCGGGCCGACUCGCCGCUGUCCUCCGAGCUCGAAGUAACGCACCAUGCGCACCAGUCCGAUGACCUCGACAUGGACAUCGAUGCGGAAGGCGAGGGCGAUGCCGAGGGCGAUGGCGAAGACAUGGACGCCGAUGCCGAGGGAGAGCUGGAAGAAGACAACUACGAGGAGCAACGUGCAGAAGAACGCGAGUCAAGCGACGAAGACGCCGUCGACGAUCCUGGCUACGAUCCCAAACCCCGUCGCAAGCAGCCCGCGACCAAGCCAAAGCGCAAAAAGGCCAAGUCAAAGACCACAUCACCCAGCACAUCCUACCCCCAGUCCCCCAUGUCCGACUCGGAUUAUGCAACAAACACAAAAAAGAAACCAAAGAAACCAAGGUCGACUCCCACAUCCCGCCGUGCUGCUGCCGCCAACCGUCCCAACUACCGAGACGAAGAUCGCCCCGAAUGGAUGGAAGACUCCGAUGCCGAUGAUCAAGACAAUACCUCAGCUCAGGCUGAGCAAUACGAUAAUGAAGACGAGAUUGAAAUGGUGCUCGGUCAUUCGCGCGACGAAGAAUACAAGGACGAUCCCGAGGAUAGGCCAACAGCCAACAUGCGCUUCCAUAUCAAGUGGAAAGGCUUCUCCCACCUCCACAACACCGAAGAGGCCUAUGAGUUUCUCAAGCGCUACAAGGGCCUCAAGCGCGUUGACAACUACAUCAGGAAUGUCUGGGCUCGUGACAAUGCCUUCCAGGCCCGUCGCGCUGCUGGAGAGCUCUCUCCCGAGGAAGUCGAAGCCUACCAACUCGAAAAGGAACGCGUCAAGGAUAAUCUUGAACAGUGUCGCACAGUCGAGCGUAUUGUCACGUCCCGUCUACGCAUGACUGACGAGGGCGAAACAACCGACUACUUUGUCAAAUGGAAAGGUGGUCUCACUUAUGAGCAUUGCACCUGGGAGUUGCAAGCCGAUGUCGUUCGUAUUGCCUCGCCCGAGAUCAAAGCAUACGAAGAGCGCGAGGCCUCGGGUCUUUUCCCCUAUCGCUCUCAACCCUACCCCAAAGAUCGCCGCCCAAAGCCCGUCGUACUCCGCGAGGAUCCCGAAUAUAUCAAGAAACUCGGCGGCGAACUCAAGGAUUUCCAACUUACCGGCCUCAACUGGCUCGCAUACAUUUGGAGCAACGGCAUUAAUGGAAUUCUAGCCGACGAAAUGGGUCUUGGAAAAACUGUACAAUCCGUUUCAUUCCUGUCUUAUCUUGUCCACAGCCAGCAGCAGUAUGGCCCCUUUUUGGUCGUCGUCCCCCUCUCGACUCUUCCCGCUUGGCAGAUGCAGUUCAAGACAUGGGCUCCGGACCUCAACGUAAUCUGCUACGUUGGUUCAGGCGUAGCUCGUCGUGUAAUUCGUGACUUUGAAUUCGGCCCGCCGAAAAAGCUCAAGAUGAACGUGCUGCUUACCACAUACGAGUACAUUCUCAAGGACAAGAGCGAACUUGGAACAAUCAAGUGGCAGGCAUUGAUGGUUGACGAGGCCCAUCGUUUGAAAAAUAGCGACAGUCAAUUAUACGAGGCGCUCAUGUCCUUUUCGAGUGCGUUUAAAGUGUUGAUCACUGGUACACCACUCCAGAACAAUGUCAAAGAACUGCUUGCCCUCAUGCAUUUCUUGAUGCCCGAAAAGUUCCCGCUCGCUGGAAACGAGUUUGAACUUACGGACGCAAACAACGAGGGCAAGAUCAAGGACUUGCACGAUAAGCUCGAGCACAUGAUGCUUCGCCGCCUCAAGAAAGAUGUCAUCAAGAGCCUGCCGACCAAGAGCGAGCGAAUACUAAGAGUCGAGAUGAGCGCCAUGCAAACCCACUACUACAAGAAUAUCUUGACCAAGAACUUUGCUGCGCUGAACAAGACGGCGACAGGUGAAAAUGCACGGGUCAGCCUGCUUAACAUUGCCAUGGAGUGCAAAAAAGCCGCAAAUCACCCGUUCUUAUUCGAUGGUGCCGAGGUCACCAAGGACUCCCCGGAAGAGCAGCUCAAGGGUUUGGUGAUGAACAGCGGCAAGAUGGUCCUGCUCGACAAGCUCCUCAGUCGACUAAAACAAGAUGGCCACCGAGUGCUGAUCUUCUCGCAAAUGGUUCGGCUCUUGGAUAUCCUCUCGGACUAUAUGAAUCUGCGUGGGUAUCUCCACCAGCGACUGGACGGGACCGUCGCGUCCGACGUGCGCAAACGCAGUAUCGAACAUUUCAACGCACCCAACUCCCCCGAUUUUGCGUUCCUGUUGAGUACGCGUGCAGGUGGUUUGGGGAUUAACCUCGAAACAGCCGACACGGUUAUUAUCUUUGAUAGCGACUGGAACCCGCAAAACGACCUACAGGCCAUGGCGCGUGCACACCGUAUCGGACAAAAGUCCCACGUAAGCGUGUAUCGGUUCGUGAGCAAGGGCACGGUCGAAGAGGACGUUUUGGAACGUGCAAAGAGAAAGAUGGUGCUCGAGUAUGCCAUUAUCAACCAACUCGAUACAACUCAAUCGCAUCUCGGUCCCAAACCGUCCGCUGCCAAAGCCGAUUUUAGCAAAGAGGAACUGAGUGCCAUUCUUAAAUUCGGUGCACAAAAUAUGUUCAAGGCCGACGAGUCCCAGUUGAACAAGCAGCUCGAUGAAAUGGAUCUUGAUGAUAUCCUUAAUCAUGCCGAGGCCCACGAGACUGUUUCGGAGGCGGCGAGGCUGCCCUGGGACGACAUCAUCCCCCUCGAAGAACGCGAGCGAUUCGAACAAGAGGAAGCCGAGCAAGUCGAAGCCGAGGCACUCGUACAAGCUGCCCAAGGCAAGAAACGUGCGGCUGCCCAAGUCCAGCCCGGUGCGUACGAGGGAAUGGAUGUUGUUGAGACUCCGACAACCGCGGGCGGUCAGAAAAAGGCCAAGGCCAAUGCGGGUCUACCGCGCAAAACAGCCGCGCAACGCUCCAUGGAACUCAAGGAACGAGAUCUGCGCGUGCUAGUGCGGAGUUUACAGCGUUGGGGUGACAUUCGACUACGGUUUGCUGAGAUUGUCAAGGAGGCUCGUUUGGAGGAUAAGAAUCCUGGAGUGGUCAUCAACAUUUGUGAUGAAAUUCUGGAUUUGUGCGAGCGUGCACUCGCAGAGCACCGCGAACAAACCCGGAUCAAGGCGUCACAAGGACAACCAGUUGGGGCCGCGUCCAAGAGCAAGGCCGUGCUCGUGACGUUUAGAUCCGUAGCCAAUAUCAAUGCCGAAACCGUCGUUUCGCGUUUCCACGACUUGCGCAUCUUGGACGAGUACAUUUCUCGCGCGGAAGACCACUAUGCAUGGGUGCUCCCUGUAGAGAAUAUUCGACCGACUCUCAACUGGUCUGGAAAGUGGGGUCCUGAGCACGACGCUGCUCUUCUCAUUGGCGCGUGGAAGCAUGGGUUCGGCAACUGGGAGAAAAUUCAAGACGACCCCAGCUUGGUCUUAGUGGGAAGUUCUUCUUGGAAGAAGGCAAAAAGGGCGAAGAGACUGGCGCAAGCAAGCCCAUCCCCAACGCCAUCCACCUUGUACGCCGAGGCGAUUACUUGCUUGGGAUCCUACGCGAACACGAUGAAAGAUCAAGUCGUACCAAUCGAGUCUUUCAAAGCGCAAAGAUCCUCGGCCAGUGACUUCGCAUUCCAUGUCGCCAGCGCCAAGUUUGGGCGCUCCCGCCAAGCGGCGCAUGAGCCCAAUACCCUCGCACCACGACAUCGGCGUGACGAAUGCCCCUCGAUGGAUGAGGCACAAACCAAGGAAGAACUACGGCCGGUCAAGAAGCAGCUCAAACUGCUCAAAGGAACUACCGAUAGCCUUUCCCGCGAAGAAAAGGUUACGCAUUUGAAAGAUUCACUCGCGGCAAUUGGAUCCCGUAUCGAGACUGUUGUUGCCGAACAUGCGGCACGAGGUGAAAACGCAGAGAAGUGGAGAAAGCACUUGUGGAUCUUUGUCACAUACUUCUGGCCCCGCGACGUCAAGGCGCGUAAGCUGCAGGCUAUUCACCAAAAGAUUACCGGCGCAGCGGCACCUGCCCCCUCGCCCAAGGCAGCCCCUUCAGCCAACGGCAGCAAGUCCGGGGGCAAAUCUAACGGAAGCAAUAACCACUUUUCGACACCUCCGGCUCGAGCGGCCUCCACCAGUCGUGCGAAUGGAAAUAGCUCACGUCAUUACUGA